GAACUGACCAUCCUCAGCAUCAUGGCCUAUGAUAGAUUUGUUGCUAUUUGCCAGCCUUUACACUAUCACAGCAAAAUGACAUUUAGGAUGGUGAGACGUCUUCUGAUUUUUGCUCUGCUCUAUCCUGCAUUUGGUAUCGGUGUCGGUCUUUCUCUUACAAUUAGAUUGCCUCUGUGUGGAAAUAAACUGCACAGACUUUUCUGUUCUAACUGGCCUGUGGUUCAGCUCUCCUGUGUGAACACAACUUUGAACAAUAUUGUAGGACAGUUUGUUGCAAUAACGACCACCUUCAUCCCCCUGCUCUUUGUCCUGUACACCUAUCUACGGAUUCUGCUUGUGUGCAGGAGAAGCUCGUCUGAAUUCAGAGGAAAGGCGUUACAAACCUGCCUGCCCCACAUAGUGACAUUUGUGACCUAUUCAUUUUCUGUCUUCAGUGAGCUGUCACUGACCAGAUUUGAGGGUGACAAACUAAAUCCAAUCAUCACAGUUGUUUUAUCUUUAGAGUAUUUGAUCAUUCCCCCCAUCAAUAAUCCUCUAGUUUAUGGCCUGAAUCUGCCUCAAAUCAAAAGAGUGAUUUUUAGAUUUUUGAAGAUACACAAAAUGGGUCCUGAUGAUAAAAUGUAA
Micropterus dolomieu (smallmouth bass) is the source of this 624-nucleotide messenger RNA. RefSeq names its product olfactory receptor 51L1-like. The record is from RefSeq and is a predicted model, not a curated record. Gene Ontology annotation, biological process: G protein-coupled receptor signaling pathway. Gene Ontology annotation, molecular function: olfactory receptor activity. The annotation marks the transcript as partial. Gene Ontology annotation, cellular component: membrane. NCBI's taxonomy places the organism in Eukaryota, Metazoa, Chordata, Actinopteri, Centrarchiformes, Centrarchidae. The transcript has a single exon.